AUCUGUAAAUGAACGCAAAAUAAUUAGAUAAUCAAAUACUGAUCGCUGCGUCAAAAAUGCGCUGAAGUCCCUCGAUCAAUAACACGAGGACUUUUGUAAUUUUUUUUAGCUCAUUACCAAUUAAAAAAUAUUUCAAAUUUCCCAACCUCAACAAUUUCUCAUUCCAAUAUCUAUAAAAUAUUGAAAUUAAUAUUAUCGACUUAUCAAUUGUACUGUGAAUUUUGAAUCGUUCACUAGUCGUUCUGUAGUUAAACAGUUUUUGAAGUUGUCAGUCAUUAGCGAACCAAAAGAAAAUAUUCAAAAUGGGUCACGAUCAUCCUCAUGGUAAACCUGAAAAUGUAUUGAAAUUUUCUCAAGAUAACAAAGUUAUUGUGGACGAGGGUCCAUUAAAGAAAAUGUUUGAGCAUCCUGAUGUUAAGAAUCGUAAAAUUGUUGCGUUUUCAAUCAUUGGAGCUUACAGAAAAGGAAAGAGCUUCUUUUUGGAUUAUUGCUUGCGAUUUUUGUAUGCAAAUUUCCCAUCAAUCAACUACCCAAACAAUCCAGUUGAAAGCCCAGAUGAUUGGCCUGGUUCAGAAGAUGAACCACUCGCUGGAUUUUCAUGGCGUUCAGGCUCAACUCGCGACACAACAGGCAUUGUCAUGUGGAAUGAUAUUUUCCUACAUACAAUCGAGACAAAUGGAGAAAAAAUUGCAAUUGUUGUCAUGGACACACAAGGACUUUUUGACAAUGAGACAUCACCAAUGGAUAAUUCAAGAAUUUUCGCCCUUGGAACUUUAAUAUCAUCAAUUCAAGUGCUUAAUUUGUCUGGAGUUGUACAAGAAGAUCAAUUGCAGUAUUUGCAGUUUGCAACAGAAUUUGCUAAAUUUGCCGCUGACGAUAGUCAUGGAUCAUCUGGAAAACCAUUUCAAAAUUUAAUAUUCCUUAUCAGAGAUUGGUCAAAUCCCGACGAUCAUGCAUUCGGAACUGAAGGUGGUGAAUCUUACUUAAAAUAUUUCUUAAAAGUCAAGAGUGGACAAAAAGAGGAAUUGAAAUCAGUUCGACAAUUUAUUCAUAGUUCGUUUGAGGAAAUAAGCUGUGCAUUGCUUCCACAUCCAGGAAAGAGUGUCGCUGGAGGUGGUAGAAAUAUCCAGCAAAAUAAAAAAUAUGACGGAAAUUGGGGUGCAAUGGAUGAAGAUUUUAAAAUCGAACUUUUUAAUCUCAUUGAGAAUCUUUUGAAGACUGAGAGACUAGUCAUGAAAAAGAUUAAUGGAAAAGACCUUAAAGGAUCUGAGUUUUUGGAGUAUGUUCAGCAAUAUUUUAAGCUUUUUCAAUCUGAUAAAUUACCGCAAGCACAGUCAAUCUAUGAAUCAACAGUUGAAAAACAAAUGAACAUUUUGAUUGGACUUUGCAUUGAUAAUUAUAAAGAAACGGUUUAUAAGAAUCAAGACUUAAUCUCAAAUAUAUCUCAAAUACCAGUUUUCCAUAACAUGAGUAAAAAUCAAGCGUUGCUCAUUUACAAAGAAUCUAAAAAAAUGGGUAAUUCAGAUCAUGAGACAAAAUUUAAAAAAGAGCUUUCCAAACAAAUUGACAAACUGUUCAGUGAGUGGAAAAACCGCUCUGAAGCAAAUAUCAAAAAAAUUGAAGAAGAAAAGGAAAAAACGCUUAAAGCUCUUGAAGAGAAGCAAAAACUUCAACUUGAGCAAAUCGAAAAUGAAAGGAAAGCUGCAGAAAAACUUCGCGAACUUGAGAGUCUUAAGUCUGCAAAGGCAAUUGAACACGAGAAAUAUUUGAAGGAAAAGGAAAUUGCUAAAGCAAGAUUAGAAGCGGAACAGCUUCGUUCUCAAAAUGCAGAAUUUGAAAAGCAAAAAGCAGAAGCAUUUAGGAAGGAACUGGAAGCUAGAUUGGAAAAUGAACGAUUAAGAAAUGAACUCGAUAAAAAGUCUAAAAGAUGGUGUACUGUAAUGUAAAGUUUAUUGUGUAUUCAUGAACAAUUUAUAAUUUGAUGAGGUAAUAAUAAAGUUCAAAGAUCCUUUAGCUCAAUUUCUUGGUCUAUGCAAUAGUAACUGGUCUUUUUUCAACCCAAUUUUUAAUUUUUUCAAUGGCCAAAACUUUAUCCUUUAAACUUUUUAAAUUUUCAUAUUUGUCAACAAAGUUUGCAUCAUGUUUUAGCUCAGCCCAGGUAAAUAAUCCUUGGAAGUAUUCAGAAAGAGAUGUGAAAUAAAGGUCCACCCAGGUCAACUUGCCAUUUACAAAAUAUCCAUUAUUAUCUGCAACAAUUCCAUCAAAUAAUGUUAAGGCUGUUGGAAUAAUAUCAUUGAUGAGCUUGUUGACUUCCUUCUCAUAGUGUUCCUUUCCAAAUGCAUCUUUGUAGUAGUAAGUAAU
This is a messenger RNA of Chironomus riparius, 2361 nucleotides long. Lineage: Eukaryota; Metazoa; Arthropoda; Insecta; Diptera; Chironomidae. The record is from the annotation of a GenBank genome assembly.